Penicillium odoratum is the source of this 2307-nucleotide messenger RNA. RefSeq lists its product as uncharacterized. The transcript has 6 exons. Bases 1 to 2307 code for a protein of 768 amino acids. Gene Ontology annotation, molecular function: zinc ion binding; DNA binding; DNA-binding transcription factor activity, RNA polymerase II-specific. Lineage: Eukaryota; Fungi; Ascomycota; Eurotiomycetes; Eurotiales; Aspergillaceae. The record is from RefSeq and is a predicted model, not a curated record. Gene Ontology annotation, biological process: regulation of DNA-templated transcription; DNA-templated transcription.
AUGGAUCCGUCUCAGUACAAUCCUCCGGCCAUACAGGAUGAUCCAUCGGCCAAGCGCAAACGCGCCGGAAGAAAGUAUACAUCUCGAGCCUGUGAGGAGUGUCGUCGACGACGAUCAAAGUGUGAUGGUGUACGACCGUCAUGUUCCCGGUGUCUUGAUCGCGGCGGUCGCUGCCAAUAUUCCACCGCUGAAGAUGGAAGGCAACCAGCGCCGAAGUCAUAUGUAGUGAUGUUGCGGACCCGAAUCGAGCUCUUAGAGCGUGUUUUGCGAAAUCAUGGAAUUGAUGCAGAAGCUUCCGUGGCAGAACUGAUGGCCGAGAAUGAACUUUCAAACCAUUCGGCAGAUUUUGAACAUGGAUCGCGUGUGGAUGAUCUAUGCGUUACUUUUGAUGGUGCACUCACUAUAGAUGAAUCCUUGAACUUUGAUCAGGAUGGCGAAGUGCGUUAUUUUGGACCGACCAGUGGACGCUUGUUGUUUCAGUCUUCGGCUACUACCUCUCCCGGGGAAGAUACUCCACCAACUGAUGCUUCCUAUACAGGAGGGUCUGGAGCCACGCCCGCCACCUCAAAUUUAUCCUCACAUUGUGUAACGCAAGCUCACGAAAGUCCGUUCGAGCAUGAUGCACCCUCGAUAUCAAAAGAGCUACAAGCCCACUUAAUUAACCUUUACUUCGACUGGGACCAGCCAUGGCUUCAAGUUGUGAAUGAGCAGCUCUUUCGUGAAAGUUUAGCAUCCGGAGGCCGGUAUUACAGUCCUCUCUUGCUGAAUUGUAUCCUUGCCGUUGGCUCUCGUUAUUGUGAUCGAAUCGAGGUCCGAACAGACCCAAAUGACCCCAACACAGCAGGUAAAAUGUUCAUUCGCGCAGCAGAGAGACUCAUCCAAAAUGACCUUCGCUGGCCCAAAAUCACAACAAUCCAAUCCCUGUCCAUCAUGGGCUUGUAUUACAUUGCAACGGGAUCUGAUGCCGCAGGCUGGCUUCAACAAGGAAUGGCCAAUCGUCUGGCCAUUGAUAUGGGACUCAACAUGGACCCUGUAGUUCUUACAGGGACUGUUUCCCUUCCGGCGAUUGAAAUCGAGUUGCGAAGGCAAAUAUAUUGGGCAUUGUACUGCCAUGACAAACUGUCGGCCUGCUACACAGGUAGGGUCUGUACUUUGUUGGACUCGCAAGGUGCUGUGAAUAAGCCUGAUCUGGAAUGUGUCUCUAACAUUCAUUUGCCUUCUGCGAAUGGCCAACCACGAGCAGCUAAUCAAAAGGCCGUCACUCAGCUGCAGAGAUCAAUGAUUGAUCUAUGCCGCAUCAUUGAGAAGAUUCUUCGUUCUCUAUGGUCCCCCAAACCACUUCUUCACUGCCAUCAACGAUGCGCAUUCUUCGACACCACCAUUCUUGAACUCAAAACAUGGUCCUACGACUUGCCAUCUGAGCUAAAGGUCAUCCGUGCAUCAGAGGUCUCUCGAUUCCCGCACGCAUAUACAUUGUCCAUGGUCUACCACCAGGCAAUGAUCCUACUCUGCUCCCCAUUCAUAUCCCACAAUCUACAAUACCCCAAAGAUGACACCAUGGUUUUUCCACCACUAAGCGAGGAUAAAACAACACGAAAUACACGAUACACCAAAGCCCUUUCGAGCUGUGGCAAUUCCGUUCGAUACAUGUGCUGCAUCGCACAAAAGUAUCGACAGACCUUUGGCAGCUUCAAGCUCAGUCCCAUCACAGCUACACAUUGCACGUUAUCAACAGCACUGAUUCUUAUAGAGUUAUGUUGCUCUAUGAAACCUGUCGCUAAGCAUUCACCCACAGAGAAUGGGCACCAGUUACCCCCACAUGCCGCCGUUGCACUAUGCUUCCAGGUUCUGCGAGAGCUAUCCACAUCCUGGAACAUCGCGAAGCGUAUUGGGAGGAAUCUGGAGAAGGUGUAUAUCCAGCGAUAUGGAUCUCAACACCUACCUUUUAUGCCGCAGGAGAGCGAAGUCAAUGGGAAAGAUCCACCACGGGGAUUCGAGUCCACAGCGACGGAUUUCACAGUUCCUAAUCUUGACAUAUUUGAUGAUAUCAUCAAUGCGAAAGCAUGUGCCACUGAUAAUCCGCUACAAUUCGAACUCGAAAAGCCUCUGUCGUUGCAUCAAGCAUCCAGUUUCAGCCGUCCUGGUAUUCCUGGAUUGGGCUACCCCUCUGAGGGUGUGCAGGACUGUCCAAAUUCGGACGAGAUAUUUGCGAAUAAUCUGGGAUUCGCGUUCUCUCCAGAUUGUCUACCCAGUGAUUACAAUAUGUUCGACACGUUGAAUCAAAUGUAUCUAGAGGAGAGUUGGUAA